This is a messenger RNA of Daldinia vernicosa, 2123 nucleotides long. RefSeq lists its product as uncharacterized. The transcript is spliced from 4 exons. Gene Ontology annotation, molecular function: DNA-binding transcription activator activity, RNA polymerase II-specific; transcription cis-regulatory region binding. NCBI's taxonomy places the organism in Eukaryota, Fungi, Ascomycota, Sordariomycetes, Xylariales, Hypoxylaceae. Bases 718 to 1893 code for a protein of 391 amino acids. Gene Ontology annotation, cellular component: RNA polymerase II transcription regulator complex. The record is from RefSeq and is a predicted model, not a curated record.
CGGCACUUGACCAACACUAGCGAGGUAGGCUGUGCAUCAUCGUGGGCUAUGUAUCAUCAUAUCAGAUCACAACGAUAUUAGUUACUACAUGGAUAUAAGCAGUCCUACAGAGCCACGCAGCGAGGGGAUAUUUCAAAUCUUCAGGAGAGGCGCCCGCUGCUAGAGUCUUUCCUGAUACAAUAUCCUCCUAUUAUUCAUCGCAUAACCAAUCUCUUACAUCUAUCAGGUUGUUAAGAAGAGACAUAGGCCUCUAGAACGGCCACCUAUCUUACCGUGGGGUUCUGCCCCUCUAGAAUGGUUGACCAACGUUUUUUUCAGCGUAUCGUCUCAGACAUUCUAUUUAGUAUUCUAUUUAUUACGUAGUUUCAUACCAAUUGUGAGACCAAAUAGUCCUACCCACGCGGCGCAUAUUAGAUCCUAUAGCGCUUCUAUAUAGUACCGGACUGGCGGAGACGUUCACUACUAAUAGUAGUAAAAGCCCAUCUUUAACCUUACCUACCUAGGUAUACUAAUAAGAUCCGUUCUCACGACGAUUCAAGGCUGAAUCGAAAGGUGUGGUAGGUCAUUCAUAUACUAUGUAGCAUUCUCACCCCGCUCUACGAAGCACAUAAACGAAGCAUCUCCCAUCAAUUCGGAUCUUAUUACCUUAUUCGAUACCCCCUAUCAUGUCCCAAUCUUGGAUCGCGCAUUCUGUCGCCCAAGCCGCUCUGAUGAACCAUGGCCAAAAGCACUAACCCGCAACCCGUAGUUGGUUAUCCGUCUCCUCCAACGCAUUAUUCGCCAUCCGAUCACAAACCCUCCUUGGGCUCGCUUUACGAACACGUUUCGAUGUCGUCUUCUGCGUCGCCCCCCAACGAGUCCCAGCCUGACAAGGGUCCUCUUGGCUCGCUAAACCUCAACUUUUUAAAGUCGUUGAACGACAAGAAGACCACCCGCGAUGGCAACCCCCCUAAGCGGCGAGGGCCUAAACCCGAUAGUAAGCCGGCGCUAACACGCCGGCAAGAAUUGAACCGCCAAGCACAGAGGACGCAUCGGGAGCGCAAAGAGCUAUACAUAAAGGCGCUCGAAGAUGAGGUGCUGCGGCUUAAAGAGAUCUACACCAACGUCUCGCAAGACAAAGACAAGCUCGCCGAGGAAAACCGGCAGCUCAAAACCCUGCUGCAGCAAAACGGCAUCUCGCACAGCCCGGGAGGCGGCGUAGACGAUAUCGGCAGCAGCCUGAGCCCCGGGUACACGUCCAACGGUAGCAUCUCGGGCGGCUACGCGGCGGGAAGCUCCAACACCGCGUACACGCCGGGCAUGACGUCGAUGUCGAGUCCGAAUUCCAUGACGGCGGCGUCGUCGCAGGGGCUAGGCGCACAGCAGCAGCAGCAGCAGCAGGGCCACCACGUAGAUUACGAACAGGCUGGGAUAGAUUUCGUCUUAACGCUCGAGCGACCGUGUAUGGACCACAUGCCGUGGCUGAUGGAGCGAGCGCAAGACACUCGCGGCGACGCGGCGGGCCACGCGCUCAUGGCCUCGUGUCCGCCGGAGCCGUUCCCCGAGCUAAGCGACGAGAUCCCGUUCGGGUACUCGCACACGCACGGCGACCGGGGCUCGGCGCCGUCUCGCCAGCGCACGUGGGAGCUGUCCAAAGGCGAUUUGUCGACCCUCCUCGAUCUCAGCACCAAGUUGAACCUCGACGGCGAGAUCACGCCCGUCAUGGCUUGGGGCAUGGUUCUGUCCCAUCCGAAGCUGAGGGAGCUGAGGAGCGAGGACUUGGAUCGGUUGGUGGAUGAUCUCAAGGGCAAAGUCCGUUGCUAUGGGUUCGGAGCUGUGUUGGAGGAGUUCGAGGUGCGGGAUGCGCUCAAUGCCGUUUUCUCCGCAAAGUCGGAGGUGGGCACGGCCUAUUAGGGGAUAGGGGACGGGCCGUUAAAGUUUUUGUUGUUUCUCUUUAGACAUUAUGUUUUACUUUAUGCAUAGGUAUAUAAAGCGAUGAUAAUGACGAUGGUGAUUGUUAUUACAAGCGGUCAUGAUAAGUACCCAAGAGAGAUGAGAGACGACGGGCAGAACGCAUUCAUGUACUUAUCUGGGUAUACACUAGAGGCAUAACAGCGUUAAAAUACUAUUUGGGAGUUUUCAUG